ACCCAGGAGAUCCAACCAAAAAGAUCUCAAAGUCCACAAUUCACACCGCUCCUACCCAGCCACGCACGCGCGGAGAAGAGAAGCAGCAAGUGCCAUGGCCAAGAUCUCCUUCCUCCUCGUGGCGCUCCUCGUCCUCGCCGUCGGGUUCCCCGUGGAGGUGAUGGGAGGUGGGGGCGGCGGCGGCGGUGGCGGUGGCGGCGGCAACCUCAAGCCAUGGGAGUGCUCGUCCAAGUGCUCGUCGCGGUGCUCGGGGACGCAGUACAAGAAGGCGUGCCUGACCUACUGCAACAAGUGCUGCGCCACCUGCCUCUGCGUGCCGCCGGGCACCUACGGCAACAAGGGCGCCUGCCCCUGCUACAACAACUGGAAGACCAAGGAGGGAGGCCCCAAGUGCCCCUAGAUUCUUGGUUUUCUUCUUCUUCUUCUUCUUCUUCUUCUUCUUCUUCUUCUUCUUCUUCUUCUUCUUCUUCUGGGGUGCCAGCUUGCGGUUGAUGGCUAUUCACUGCUCUCCCAUGAAGAUGUUACUAGAUCUGAAUUACGUAUGUGAUAGGCAUUUAGUGGCAUGUGAAUUGCCCUCCCAGUUUCCUGUGUUUCUAUCAGUAAGAUGUGGAAAAAUGGAGGCGCUCCCACAUGAUUUUAGUGGGACCUAUCGAGCUUUAUUGUUCCUUGUGCGCCUGUGCACCGUGCUUUCUUCUUGUCUCAAAAGUCAGAUGAAGCAUGCAGCGCCCGUACCAUUCGGCAUGAAUGGUGAGAUAUCCACAAUGAACAAAAGCAUGCAAUGCCCGUUCGUUUUUCUUU
This is a messenger RNA of Triticum dicoccoides, 798 nucleotides long. RefSeq names its product gibberellin-regulated protein 5-like. NCBI's taxonomy places the organism in Eukaryota, Viridiplantae, Streptophyta, Magnoliopsida, Poales, Poaceae. The record is from RefSeq and is a predicted model, not a curated record. The transcript is spliced from 3 exons. Bases 95 to 400 code for a protein of 101 amino acids.